Messenger RNA from Guillardia theta CCMP2712, 721 nucleotides. RefSeq names its product trafficking protein particle complex subunit 3 (gene BET3). Gene Ontology annotation, cellular component: cytosol; TRAPP complex; cis-Golgi network membrane. The transcript is spliced from 5 exons. The record is from RefSeq and is a predicted model, not a curated record. Lineage: Eukaryota; Cryptophyceae; Pyrenomonadales; Geminigeraceae. Gene Ontology annotation, biological process: endoplasmic reticulum to Golgi vesicle-mediated transport; intra-Golgi vesicle-mediated transport. The coding region runs from base 17 to 586 and encodes 189 amino acids.
AGACCAGCCUGCUGCAAUGGCAGCUGCGAACAAGAAUCAUAUACGAAACGGGGAGCAAGCUUUCCAGAAGAUGGACAAGAUCAAUGCAGAGCUAUUUACCCUGACGUACGGCAGUAUGGUACAACAACUGUUGAAGGACUACGAGGACCCGAAUGAAGUGAACAUCCAGUUAGACAAGAUGGGCUUUGGGAUCGGGCAAAGGUUGAUCGAUGAGUUGCUGGCUAAGAGCAAUGUCGGGCAGUGUUCUGACUUCCGUGAGACGGCUGAGGUCCUAGCCAAGGUUGGGUUCAAGAUGUUCCUUGGGGUCACUGGCAACAUCUCCAACUGGAACCAGGAGGAUACGGAGUUCAGCCUCCUCCUCGAUGACAACCCUCUGGUGGACUUUGUGGAAAUCCCGGAUGACCUGAAGGAGCUCAAAUACUGUAACAUUCUGUGUGGGGUGAUUCGUGGAGCGUUGGAGAUGGUGAACCUGCGAGUGGAGUGCGAGUACACGAAAUGUACGCUGUGGGGAGACGACUGUAUGGAGAUCAGAGUCCGCCUGUUGGAAAAGCUUGAAGACAAAUAUCCAUUCGAUGAUGAUGACUAGAUGUUUAAUUCUUUCUUAGCGCAUCCCCUCUGCGAUGCGACGUGUAUGUUUUAUUCUAACUUCGAUCCGUGGUAUCGAGAUUAUGGAAACUCAUAGUCUGGGACCCCCUCGAUUCUCAUUCCAUCUCAUCUGCGA